Molecule: messenger RNA, 1437 nt
Organism: Trichophyton benhamiae CBS 112371
Lineage: Eukaryota; Fungi; Ascomycota; Eurotiomycetes; Onygenales; Arthrodermataceae
Exons: 1
Coding region: 1-1437 (478 amino acids)
Source: RefSeq, a predicted model, not a curated record
AUGGGCCUUGGAGGAAACCUCAACCUAGGCGGAAGAGUUCAUCCUCCUCCAUACCAUGCACAGGACUCGGCUUUGGCAAACUCACUCCUCUCUCAGCAGCAGAUAAACGGACAAAAUCCACGGUUCUCAUACCCGUAUGCCUCCCAAGAUGAUCUGCAUCUCUUACCUCCACAUGCCCAGCAACAACUUCAGCAACAACAACAGCUACAGCAGCAACAGCAACAACAACAACAGUUCGGUCAGCAAUACGAUGGCUCGAUCCCACUUAUUGACGCUGGGCUGGUGUCUGAUACCGGCUCCAAGUAUGGCUCACCUCCAGAGGAGAUCCGCCUCCCAAUGUCUCCUAUCGGUCGUACAGCUCUAGAUGCUCCACUGCCUGCUUCGUUCGACAGUCAAGGCAUAUCCCACAUGGCUCGCUAUGGCCCAGUCGCGGCAUCGAUGCCAUCCAAGUUCGGACUUGACUUCGCCCACUCCCCAUCUCUCUCUCACCGACCUAACGCCACACCCGACGUGCUCCGCAGCUUGCACGAUACAGCCUUCGGAACAGACAAGAAACCACUUGGGCUCGGCUCUUCACCACCAGUUGUUAGUGCGGAAGAUAACUCCGGCUUCCGUGUCAUGCAUUCUCAGCGUGUACCCCGCCAGCGUAUACUCUCCGCCAGCGUUCCCCGACCCACGGUUCUCGAUGACUGGGAGGACAACUUCACUAUGGAGGAAGACUAUCUCCCCACGAACCUGCACGAUGAUGUACUCACACCUCAAGAACGAAUGCGCCGUCUCUCUCGCACCGAGCACGAAUUAUCAAGCAGCAGCAAGGAUCCAUCCGGCCUUGGAAUAGGUAUAGGCAUCGGGAUCGGAGGAUCGGGCAAAGUAGGCUCUCCGCUGGCAUCCAGCCCAUCUCGGUUUGGUGCCCUGUUCGCCAAACAACGCCAGCGGAAGGAGGAAGAAGCCCAAGCUGCCCUCGCCCAGAACGGACAUGUCGGCUCUCCUCUGCGUGAAUCAGUCAUUGGGUCUCGCUCUUCUGCCAACGCCAUCCGGCCCAUCGGAAGCCUGCCCGGAUCCGGCGACAUCUCUCCCUUCGUUGCCAGCCCUCGUCAGUCUUCCAUGUCUAUGAUUUCUGAACAGUUAAGCAGCACAUCGCUUCACCCUAGCUCCGCCCGAGCUCCGACCAGCAAUCCCCGUCUGGACCGCAAUAUAUCGUCACCCGUGAGCACGAGCCGGAUCGACGAGGAGCAAAGUGACUUGGUCUUCUCAAUGGAAGAGGAGGAAAGCAAUAAGAGAACAAGCGCAAUUUGGGGCGCAAACAAGGGAACCCCUCCUCCUACAGAGGAAGAAAAGAGUGCAAACGCAAAGGCGUCUACGGCCGGUCAGGAUAAAAAGGACGGGAACGGAAAAUCUUACCUAAAAAUGGAGUCUUUGUAUGGAAAUCGAUCAUGA